This is a messenger RNA of Ostertagia ostertagi, 753 nucleotides long. The record is from the annotation of a GenBank genome assembly. Lineage: Eukaryota; Metazoa; Nematoda; Chromadorea; Rhabditida; Trichostrongylidae.
CGAGAAGACCUUGAUAAGCAGGGAUAUAGCUUCCUCACAACCAAGCAGUUAGAUGUAGUCUACGGGCCGAACUCACCGUAUAAUAAGUCAGAUACACACCAACGACUCCACAAACUUCUUCGGAUGCACGACGAUCCACACCACCUCAUUGAAAAAGACAUUCGUUUGAUGGCGGAAGCAAAGAAAUUUCAAGUACGUAAGAGAGACGUUGUGUUGUCGCCGAUUAUACUGACGUGGCUCACAUUUCAAAGUGCAACAUUAUCCAAUGCUUGGGUCGUGCUCUCACCACUCGUGCUCUCACCUAUCACACUCUCACCUGCCGUGCUCGGUCCGAUUAUUCUCUCACCUUGGGUGUUCGUCCCGUUGGUGCUCUCACCUCGUGUCUUGUCGCCGCUGAUUGUCAAUCCGCUGGUGUUCUCACCAAUUGUCCUCUCACCACUAGUGCUCCAUCCGCUGAUUCUCGUUCCUGGUGUGUUCAAUCCAAUCGUUCUUUCACCGCUUGUACUUUCGCCACUCAUUCUUUCGCCUCAGGUUUUCACUCCUAUUAUCCUCUCACCUCUGGUACUUAACCCUCUCAUUUAUAACCCUAUGGCUGGAUCACCUUUAGUGCUAUCACCGUUCGUUCUCUCGCCAAUCAUUUGUUCUCCACAGUACCUCUUCGCUGUAGUACUUUCUCCAUAUGCGCUUUCACCGCUCAUUCAGUCCAAACUCAUUGCAUCGGAAGUCGUCAUGUCACCUAGUUGGCUUUCGUAA